Abrus precatorius (Indian licorice) is the source of this 3984-nucleotide messenger RNA. RefSeq names its product putative pentatricopeptide repeat-containing protein At5g06400, mitochondrial. NCBI's taxonomy places the organism in Eukaryota, Viridiplantae, Streptophyta, Magnoliopsida, Fabales, Fabaceae. The record is from RefSeq and is a predicted model, not a curated record. Gene Ontology annotation, molecular function: protein binding. The coding region runs from base 25 to 3153 and encodes 1042 amino acids. The transcript has a single exon.
GACAACAGUAUUUACAAGCAGAUCAUGAAAGCAUUAGCCAAGCUCCGAUCUCUGCAUUCCUUUCUCCUUUCACAAUCUCACGUUUUGCACUUUUCUAACGCCUCAAAGCUUUCGCACCCUCACAAAAUAACACGACAUCCCAGCAACAACAAGCCCUCAGACACCGAUGCUUCCCGUGCACUUUUCAAUGAGAUCACUGAGAUUUUAGGCGCUGAUCCCGUGAUCCCAGACCAAUUCCCAUCUUCGUUUUUGUUUUCCCUUGAAAAACAAGAUUUUGAAGUGGGUUUCAAGGAUCAACCAACUUGCACUAAAGGUGUUUGUGGAAUUGCUGCUGAUAAUGUUUUGCACGAUAAAGACGAAAGCUUUAACAUUUUGGAAGAUGCCCAGUUGGGAAAUAUGUGUGCAGAAGAUUUGAGUCGGGUUGUUGGUGAGAUUACUGAAAUUGUUAGAGCGGAAAAUGAUUCCUCUUCUGUGGAAGAGAGGUUAGAGAAUCUGAAUUAUGGGUUGAAAAGUGAGGUUUUUGACAGAGUGUUGAAAAGAUGCUUCAAAAUGCCUCAGUUGGCUAUGAGGAUUUUCAAUUGGCUGAAGCUCAAGGAUGGUUUUAGUCACACAACACAGAUGUAUAAUACCAUGUUGUGCAUUGCUGGAGAAGCUAAGGAAUUUGGGUUGGUAAAGAAGUUGGUGGAAGAAAUGGAUGAAUAUGAAGUUCAAAAAGAUGUUAAUACGUGGACCAUUCUCAUAACCCACUAUGGGAAGGCAAGGAAAAUCAGCAAAGCAUUGUUAGCCUUUGAAAAUAUGAAAAGAUGUGGUUGUGAACCAGAUGUAGUUUCGUAUAGUGCAAUAAUCCGUUCGCUUUGCAGUUCGGGCAAGGGAGACAUUGCUAUGGAGUUCUACAAUGACAUGGUUCAGAAGCAGAUGGUGCUUGAUGUGAGGUUGUAUAAGAUGCUCAUGAACUGCGUGGCAAGAUCAGGAGAUGUUGCAGCUGUUAGUUUGCUGGGAAAUGAAAUGACUCGGUUGUCCCUGAUGCCAGAAAACUAUGUUCAUGGCUGCAUGCUGCAGAGUUUUUGCACUUCUGGGAGGAUUAAAGAGGCUUUAGAAUUGAUUCGUGACAUAAAAAAUAAAGAUUUAGCUCUUGAACCCAAAUAUUUUGAGAUCUUGGUGAAAGGGCUGUGUAAGGCGGGCAGGAUUACAGAUGCUUUAGAGAUUGUUGAAAUCAUGAAGAGAAGGGAUAUGGUUGACGGGAAGGUUCACGGGAUCAUCAUAAAUGGGUAUUUGGGGGGAAAUGACGUUCACAGGGCACUCGAUGUGUUUCAAAGCAUGAAAGAAUCUGGCUGUGUGCCUACUAUUUCCACAUAUACAGAACUGAUACAGCAUCUCUUUAGGAUGAGUAGGUGUGAAGAAGCCUGCAUGCUGUAUGAUGAGAUGCUGGGAAAAGGAAUUAAGCCAGAUGUUGUGGCAAUAACAGCUAUGGUUGCCGGUCAUGUUUCACAAAACCGCAUAUCUGACGCAUGGAAGGUUUUCAAGAGUAUGGAUUGCCAAGGCAUCAAGCCCACUUUGAAAUCAUAUGCAGUAUUUAUUAAGGAGCUUUGCAAGGCCUCAAAGGCAGAUGAAAUUGUCAAGGUAUUACACGACAUGCAGGCUUCGAAGAUUAAAAUUCAAGAUAAAGUAUUCCAUUGGGUUAUAACUUAUAUGGAGAACAAGGGGGAGCUUAAUGUGAAAGAGAAAAUCCAGCAGAUGAAUAAAAUAUAUACACUUGAUCCCAAAAUGUUCAAGGAUUCGGACAAACAAGUAUCUUUGAGAAUUAAGGUGGACGAGGACAUGGAAGUUCACCAAUCAAAGUCAGAAAAAGUAGAUUGCUCUGUAAUACAUCCACACAUUAAGACUUUCAGUGAGCAGGAUGUUCAUGAAGUUUGUAGGAUUCUUUCAUCCUCUAUGGAUUGGUCCUUAAUCCAAGAAAAGUUGGAGAAAAGCACCAUUCAGUUCACCCCUGAACUUGUUAUGAAGACGUUGCAAAAUUGCAACAUGCAUGGUAGCUCUGUCCUGAAAUUUUUUUCAUGGGUGGGAAAGCAAACCAACUGUAGACACACUGCAGAAUCUUACAACAUGGCGAUCAAAAUUGCAGGCUGUGGAAAAGAUUUUAAGCAUAUGCGCAGCCUGUUCUUCGAAAUGAGAAGAAAUAGUUAUCCAAUAACAUCAGAAACAUGGACAAUCAUGAUAAUGCUUUAUGGCCGAACAGGUUUGACCAAGAUGGCCAUGAAUUGUUUCAAAGAGAUGAAAGCCGAUGGUUAUACACCAAGUAGGAGUACAUACAAGUAUCUGCUCAUUGCCUUUUGUGGGAGGAAAGGAAGGAAGGUUGACGAUGCCCUCAAAAUAUAUGAUGAGAUGAUUAGUGCAGGAUAUGUCCCUGACAAAGAAUUGAUUGUAACUUACCUUGGUUGUUUAUGUGAAGUUGGUAAACUGUCAGAGGCUAGAGUUUGCACAGAUUCUCUUCAAAGAUUUGGCUAUACAGUCCCUCUUAGCUAUUCCUUGUUUAUGAGGGCUCUUUGUAGAGCUGGGAGAGUGGAAGAAGCAUUGACCUUACUUGAAGGGGUUGGAACAGUGAAAUCUAGUUUAGAUCAGCUAACUUGUGGAAGCAUUGUUCAUGGUCUAUUACGCAAGGGUCGCUUAGAAGAGGCAUUGACCAAGGUGGACGCCAUGAAAAAGGAGGGCAUAACACCUACCAUUCAUGUUUAUACAUCUCUUAUAGUUCAUUUCUUCAGAGAGAAACAAGUAGGAAAAGCUAUUGAGACUUUUGAGGAGAUGCUACAGUCAGGGUAUGAACCAACCAUUAUUACAUAUUCUUCACUUAUACGUGGGUAUAUGAACGUUGGGAGGCCUACUGAUGCAUGGAAUAUCUUCUACCAUAUGAAAGUUAAAGGACCCUCUCCUGAUUUUAAAACUUAUUCUAUGUUCCUUACUUGCCUCUGUAAGGUUGGAAGAUCUGAAGAAGCAAUGCAACUUAUUUCUGAAAUGAUGGAUAGUGGGAUUGUUCCAAGUACUAUUAACUUUCGUACAGUUUUUUAUGGGCUAAACAGAGAGGGUAAAAAUGAUUUGGCCCGUUUUGUAUUGCAACAAAAAUCAGAACUAAUAAGAAAGCGCAAGGUCUUAACUUGAUUUUUUUCUCUCAUGACUUUUAGAUGUUGGAUCUAUGCUACUGUUUUUUCUCGUUCUAAUUGACAUCCAGCAUGUUGUCCAUGCAGCUUGAAAUUGUUCUCCCAAAAAGGGGGCUCUCAUCUUAGUGAUGCUAUUUUGUAAAAGCCAUGAAAGUAAUAAUCUUGUAAAAUUUAACAAUAUGUUUGGGUUAAAUAUUUUUUUAAGCCCCUUUAAAUAUGAUUGAACUUGAUUUUAGUCCUUCAAAAUUUUUGUUGUUAAUUAUAAUUCUAUUUUAAAAGUUUUGAAAAUAAUUUCCAUGAUUACUUUUUGAUGAACGUGUUAUCACAAAGAAGUAAAAGAAUUUUUUUUAAAAAUCUAUUAGGACCAAAACCAAUAAAAUAAAAUAAAACAAAAAUUAGUCAUAUUCAUAACAAUUAAAUACAUAUUUAAGCAUAUUUGAUUGCUUUCUUUAAUAAAGUUAAUCAAAUUUAAUGCUACUUUCGAUUUUAUUUAUAAAAAAACAAAUAAUUAAUUCAUUAAAACUAAUAAAAAAAUAGCUAUAUGUGAUAAAUUUAUAGUCAUAUUGAUGUCUUGUCUUAUAUAUUAAAUAAAAAAAAUACUUAUAUGAAUUAUUAGUGACCCAAUAACACAAAAUUUACAAUAAAUAAAAGUAUAAAAAAAUUAAACAAUCAAUACAUCUAAAAAUAAAUCUUUACUUCUUAUAAUUAAGAUAAAAUAUUUGUAAUUAUUUUUUAUAAAUAAGACCUAACGUAAGACAAUUUAGCAACGAGUUGCCACAAAACACCUUUACAGGCUACAUCAUCAAAUACAAGUGCAACAAAAUUCCGAAGA